CCGGCGGCGAGUCUGCGAUAAGCCGCUUAGCCCCGCUCGUAGGUUUCGACCUUCCUCCGCCUUCCAACUCGUCUACCAACACUUUUACGGCGGCGGAUCAGCCUAUGAUAGCUCUGCAACGAGUAGAAACGACCGAAUAAUUGUUUUGCUGUCCAUGUCAGCUCCUCCUGACAGGAAAAAGGGCUGCUUCCAAUGUUCUAAGCGCCGAAUUAUCUGCGAUAAUACCGAGCCUGCCUGUAACAAGUGCCUGAAGAAAGGGAUCGAGUGCUCGGGAUUAGGGCGGAUUCGGUUCUCGGAUGGAGUGGCGCGACGAGGAAAGUUGAAGGGAUGCCCCAUCCCCGUGGCCGAUGUCUCGCCCGAAUCGGCGUUUGAGACGCAAAGUCAAGCGGCAGCUGCAGUUCCGCGCAAUAUAAGAUGGAAAGCCAACCAAUCGGGAAAUUUAAAGCGCAAGAGCGCGAAACGACGCGCGAGGGCACGUGAAGGAGACACGGAGACACGCGCCACACAGUCUGACAAUGAUCCUGCGAUACAAGCAGGUACCACUAGCUCUUCCGCACUUGACGGGGCCCAAAUUGUACUUGGCUAUCCAAGGAAAUAUCUUAAUCCUGAUGAAGCUAUCGAUCAGUCAGAGGAUUUGGCUCUAGCCCUGGCGCCCGUUCCUACUUCACCUGGUUCAAUCCAACCUUGGAUCGCGCCGCUAUCACCGCAAGCUCGAAUGUUGAUGUCACACUUUGCCGAUCAAGUCGCACCUGUCAUGGUUGUAUUGGACAACGUCUCGAAUGGGUACCGCGAUAUCCUACUACCCCUUGCCUGUGAGGAUGAAUUGUUGAGGACAGCAAUUGGUGUUGUAGCAAGUCAACAUCUGGCUUUGUACAACCCUAGCUUCCAAAGUGCGGCCGACGAGGGUCGCGCGGUCAUCAUUUCCCGGCUGCGCCGAGACUCCUUACAUGCAUCACCCGAUCUGGUAUUCAACGUAUCUACGUGGGCUACCUUGAUUGUUCUGCUAGUUGGAGAGACUAUCACGGGAAGCUCUGAGUAUAGCCAUCUUCUACAGAUUUUGAUGUGUCUUAUUCAAAAUAUUGGACAGAUUGCUCCAUCUGCAGCACGAGAUUUUCUCAAUCAACAAAGUCAUAUGUUUGAAUUUCUGGGGCAGCCCCUACUAGGAGAGGCUCAUGGCGUUCAGGCCCUACGCCUACCGCUGGACCACUACCUAGAUUGGACAUAUUAUGAUCUACCGUCAGAUUCUGAACAUCACAAACUCCUUCACAUAUCCAGGUUGGCUUUCAUCAAAGCUUCGCAAAUAUAUCUCGGGCGAGUGACUUCAACUCGAGACCAGUGGGACCUCAUAGAAGACCUGAAACGACUGGUCUCUCAAAUACACCCUGAGCAACUGGGAUCCCAUGCUCUCGUCUGGGUCUGCUUCAUUGCUGCUGCUGAUAGCACUGAUCCCGAACAUCGCCGGUUCUUCGUCGAUCGAAUGAACCAGGUCUUUAUGAAGACAAAAUUCCAUAACAUUUCAGCAGGAAUGCAAUCCCUGCCAGCGAUCUGGUCACAACGAGCUUCAGGUCGCUGGACUCAAAAUCUAGCCAAGCUAGCUCCUACUUUGAUCAUGUGAGGUGCUUGUUCUGGCUGGCUACUCCUCUUGGAAUCCUCGUAUAAUAAUAUACACGAUCUUUAAAUUUUGCCCUAGAUUGUCGCGGGCAUGGAUUGUUUGGAUGCAUUACAUCGAUCCUUUCUCAGCAUAAAAGAAAGCGAUGAGCAAUGAACAAGUUUUUGGAGGACUGUAUUUAAUUUAAAAUUUUCCUAGACGGCAAUUGAGAGAAUCUCUUAUGGUCGCUGUUGUUCUCAUUCUGGCAAGCUCAACGGCCUUCACUAGCCGUGCGAAUCACGUCUCGGGCGGCUACUCUCGUAGAACCGGCAAGUGCCGAUGCCUGCUUCCGUCUGUCCGAAACGGGACCGAUCUGGCGAACUCUAUUUGUCGGCCCCCGCAUUGCACCGACUCUUCGAAACCC
Penicillium brasilianum is the source of this 2012-nucleotide messenger RNA. NCBI's taxonomy places the organism in Eukaryota, Fungi, Ascomycota, Eurotiomycetes, Eurotiales, Aspergillaceae. The record is from the annotation of a GenBank genome assembly.